Messenger RNA from Cladophialophora yegresii CBS 114405, 1278 nucleotides. RefSeq lists its product as uncharacterized. The transcript has a single exon. NCBI's taxonomy places the organism in Eukaryota, Fungi, Ascomycota, Eurotiomycetes, Chaetothyriales, Herpotrichiellaceae. The record is from RefSeq and is a predicted model, not a curated record. The coding region runs from base 1 to 1278 and encodes 425 amino acids.
AUGCGGGCCGACGAGGUCCGAGGAGCAGUCUUCUUCCACCCUGACAAUUCCAGCGCACUGCCUCCUCCUGUCAGCGACCCCUCCUGGACCCUGCGUGACGGUGGGCAAUGGAAGUCUAUCAAUGGAUAUCCAGUCUACGCAAUCCCUGGGAUGCUCGGUUCCUUUCUCUUGAAUGAAUUGGCACAGUAUUCGGGUAACAUGUCAGAAGUACCAUUUGGGGAUGAGCUUGUCACCAUCUACAAUCCCCACGAUAGCGUCAGGCUAUACGCACGGAUGGACGUUCACACCCGGGCGGGCAUACCGUCGCUAUGGGUCUUCCUGAUAAUCGUCCUAGCCAUCCUCCUCGCAGUCGUCUUGAUGAGCUCGGUUAUCAUGCAUAUAAUUCAACGCCGGCAACGGCGCAUUCUCCAACGCCGAGUCGCCGAUGGUGAGGUCAAUCUUGAGUCGUUAGGCAUCAAGAGGAUGCAAGUACCACAAGAGAUAUUGGACAAGAUGCCUCGAUACACUUACACGGCCAAACUGGAGCCAGAAGGCGACAACGGAAACGCCGCGAAGCAUCCGGGCGAGUCCGAGGCGAGUGAUGCUGUCGGACCCACCUCUCAGAAGGUGGCAGAUCCCCAUACGAGAGACGUCGGAAGUGCCAUUGGUCCGACUGCCGCAACUCAUCAAGUCGCAUUCUCUCAGUCAACGUGUCCGAUCUGUCUGGACGACUUCGUUAGUGGAGAAACAACCGUUCGCGAACUCCCCUGUAAUCACAUCUUCCAUCCCGAAUGCAUCGAUCCUUUCCUACGCGAUAACAGCUCGCUCUGUCCGUUGUGCAAGAAAUCCUCACUUCCAGCGGGAUAUUGUCCAGUCCAAGUGACAAACAUCAUGGUGAGGAGAGAAAGAUUGAUGCGGAGGGUGCAGCAACGGGGUGGCACAAUUCAUGUAUCCACCCCAGCCUCUCGCAUCGUGACGAGAGGCCGUGGGCUGCGCGCCAUCUCAAUUCCUAGACCAGCACCACGCAUAGAUCUUCAGAUAUCACCCGACCAGGAAAGGAAUGCGGGUACGGAGAUGGAUUUGGUGCCAUCUGCGCGAAGACUGACCACGGUUGAGGAUGAAGUGCCUGCUGAUGUACGCGCCCAAGGCGUUUCUGCCAGGCGGGCAUGGUUGCGCGACCGAAUUGCCCGCAGACAAGCUCGGGACUACCAGCAGCGUGCUGAUGAAGGGCGCGUGGCGGAAGCGUCGAGACCUCUGUGUAAGUCCCCGUGCCUGCUUCGAUCACGAAUUGGUCGCUAA